Messenger RNA from Harpia harpyja (harpy eagle), 3338 nucleotides. Its product is annotated as epidermal retinol dehydrogenase 2-like. The record is from RefSeq and is a predicted model, not a curated record. Gene Ontology annotation, cellular component: lipid droplet. Gene Ontology annotation, molecular function: oxidoreductase activity, acting on the CH-OH group of donors, NAD or NADP as acceptor. NCBI's taxonomy places the organism in Eukaryota, Metazoa, Chordata, Aves, Accipitriformes, Accipitridae. The coding region runs from base 221 to 1138 and encodes 305 amino acids. The transcript is spliced from 8 exons.
ACACACAGUCUGCAAGAGCCACUCGGCUGUUCAGCGUUAGCACAUGUACCAAAAAGUCUGCGCUGGCAAAGCUGUCUGCACUUGGAAAGAAAUCUGUCUGAUGAGCCAUUGUAAAACCUUUGAUACUUCACUACAGUAUAAAACCCCUCCACGCUUACGUCUGUGUGAGUGGACCCGAGAUCUUAUGUGUGCCAAAGGUAUCUGAAGAAACAGCCUGAAGAUGAACUUCCUCCUGGAAACAUUGAAAGUCAUUGCACUUUCUCUUUAUUACUUGCUGGAGUCACUAGUGUUCUUGGUUGUGCCUAGACGGAAGAAGAAUGUUAGUGGUGAAAUAGUAUUAAUAACAGGAGCAGGAAGUGGCGUUGGAAGAUUCUUGUCUUUAAAGUUUGCCAGCCUUGGAGCCACAGUGGUUCUCUGGGACAUUAAUCAAGAGGGGCUCAAGGAGACAAGUAGACUGGCCAGAGAAAAUGGAGCAGUGAGAGUACACUGUUACAUCUGUGACUGUAGCAAAAGGCAGGAGGUCUACAGCGUAGCUGAUCAGGUUAAAAAAGAAGUUGGCGAUGUUAGCAUCCUAGUCAACAAUGCUGGUACCGUAACUGGGAAGAGGCUUAUUGAUUCUCCAGAUUCACUUGUGGAAAAAACCUUGGAAGUGAACAUAAUGGCACACUUCUGGACUUACAAAGCCUUCCUCCCAGUGAUGAUGGCCUCUAACCAUGGGCACUUGGUUAGUAUUGCAAGCUUAGCGGGACUGAUGGGAAUCAAUUGCCUUUCAGAUUACUGUGCAAGUAAAUUUGCAGCAGUUGGUUUUGCAGAGUCAGUUCAUUUUGAGAUGAGACAUCUGGGAAAGACUGGUGUUAAAACCACAGUUGUGUGUCCUUGCAUCAUAAACACAGGAAUGUUUGAUGGCUGUAGGACCAAUUGGCCAAAUCUGCUUCCGUCUCUGGAGCCAGAGUAUGUGGCUGAGAAGAUAGUCACUGCUGUUCGGCAGGACCAAGAAAUAUUGCUCUUACCACGCAGUACCUAUUUUUUGUUGACUUUGAAACAUGUCCUACCAGUGAAAGUAGUUGCUCUCCUUGUGGACUAUUUUGGAAUCCUCCAUGUCAUGGAUAGCUUCAAAGGUCGAGCAAAGAAGGACUGAAAAAAGCACAAAACAGAGACCAGCAACUCUAAAGUGGACCUUAUUAAAGGUGGUGGUGGGAAAAGUCUGCUUCUCUAGCAGCUGUGAACUUAAGGUGCCUCACUUCUCAUUAGUAACAAUUUUUAGGGAAAUUGCUUUUUAAUCAACAGCUUUCACUCAAACUACUUUUUUAAUCCAGUGAACUGUUUUCUCUUCAUCUCAUUAUGGAAAUACAUUAAUUGAAAUUAUUUCCUUUGGUUAUGUCUGUUAUAAUGCCUUAAAUAUGAUCCUGCAUCACAAACUAAUAAUUGGCAGUUCUGGGGGGAGAAGAGACCAAAAACCCCCAUGUAUUUGGCAGGGAGCCAGGAAAGCCUCUAGUGGACCUGACUUCUUGCUGCCAUUCACUGAACCAUGAGGAGGGCUGUACUGCUGGUGCCAUUACCGUUCCCUGGUAAGCUGAGGAAUUAAAGAGUUUCCUGAAACAACAGAUUCAAAUUUAUACAAAUGGAAGUUUUGUGAAAUGAAAAUAUGUGCUGUGUUGGUGCAAAACCAAUGAAAUAUAUUAAUUUUCGGAGGUGGUGAUCUCAGGACUCACAGAUGACUAUGGAUGUCAGGGCAGGGAGGGGGAAGGAUGUAAAAUAUGUAUUUGUGCUGCUAAUCUACUUUCUGUCUAAUUUAUUUUAAAAGCUAAUACUAUGACUGCAACUUUAUAGUAGAAUUCUUUGUAUCUUCUAAGUGCAAUAUUUUAAGAACAACUUUAAUUUUUCAUCUCCUAAGCAGAAUAAAGUUGUAGUUCCAAAGCAUAAGACUGCCAGGCUAGGUGGGCUAUCAAACAUCUUGCCGAGUAAGACAAUGAGCUACUAAAAGCAAAGGUAUUACAUUGUAUAAUCACGGCUUCUCUUGGGUUUAUUUCAGAAAGGAUUGAUGCUGAUAGAACUGAAGUGAAUGGGAUCAUUACGGCCAUAGCUUGAGUAACAGCAUUAUGUUUUUCUUCUCUGACUUGGGUGGCAGGUUGCCUUGUGUCUACAGAGACUUGUUUUACUUUUCCCAUUACUUUUAGGACUAUCCAUUUAUUUUGGACACAUGCUGAGGAGGCCUUGCCCUUUGUGACAAUGGCCUCUUAGAAAACUGAAAGCCCCCUUGACUUUUGGUAAAUCCAAAAUGAGAAUAAGGAAGAUAAUACCUUAAAUGUAUGUCAUUUAUGCACAUGCUGGCUAAGCCCACCUCAUGUCACAGUACUCUACUGGCAAUUGGUAACACCUGCAAACUAAGACUGAAAUGCAUUAGCAUGUAAUUAAUUGAAGGACAGUAUGGAAGAAAAGGUGAUUUGUUUUAAUGGUGGGGUUUUUUCCCCAUGAUGGCCUAGAAACUACCUUUAUUUCCCUUGUCUAUACUAUUAGUGAGGUUUACCAGUGGAGAAAGGUUUACAUAGAACUACUUUACUACUUAUGAGCAAGAAACACUGAGUAAAACAAGCAUGUUAAAAAUAGCCUUACUUUUAUGAUGCAUUGAUGAGAGUUAGAAUUCAGACUGAUGAAGAAAAGAUCUGUCUUACUGUCCUUUCUGCCUCAGAAAUUCUGCUCAUUUUACAGUACACUUCAGGAAAUGAAAGUUACUAAUUAAAAAACAGAUAUUGCCUAAAUGUGCUGUCCAUAUGUACAUUGCACUGUUCACAAAGUCAACCACUAAUAACCGUGUGGUGUUUCUGUGUCUUGUGGACUCCUCACCUUUUUAUGCUAGCAGAGCAUGUUUUUCCACCUAACUAUGAAAUACUACGUGUGCAGGAUUCUGGAGCAAAGGAGGAGAGAGGUGGAUUAUACAUAUGAGCAAUAUGUAUCAAACUCCAGCUCUUGUGAGAGCAAGUAGCUUUUCAUUCUUAGUGUCUCUGCAAACAUGUUUUGCUGAGGGAAAUUGAAAGCAAUGAGUCUGGCUGUGGGAUUUGUGGAUUCUCGGCAGGUUCAGGUUCAUCACAUCACUAGGAGGAUCUUACCUGAUAAUCUGUGCCAGAGAAGUACAUAUCCAUAGGGAUUUUGCUACUUCACAGAAUCACUGAGCUUGGAAAUGACCUCUACUCAGAGCAAGGUCAAUUAGAGCAGGUUGCUCAGUACUGUGUCUAGUCAACUUUUGAGUAUGUCUAAGAUUCUACAACCUCUCUGGGAAACCUGUUCCAAUGUUUGUUCACACUCAGUUUAAAAACAAAUAAAUGAAAAUUAUGUUUAAA